Molecule: messenger RNA, 2918 nt
Organism: Orbicella faveolata
Lineage: Eukaryota; Metazoa; Cnidaria; Anthozoa; Scleractinia; Merulinidae
Product: protein unc-13 homolog C-like
Source: RefSeq, a predicted model, not a curated record
ACCGAACUGCGACGGAGUUUAGUUACCAGUCUUAUGCUGCGUGUUGUUAGAUAGAACGCAUGAUAUGAUUGGCUCUGUAUAUCCCAUUACGUCAGAGGACAUGUCUGCCACAUAGGACAUAACUGCAAGGGUACACAUGUAUGUGAACAGUUAUCGCCGAAUCAUAAUCUGUCCCAGGCGUUGAGCUGAGUUCAACUUAGCAGGCAAGCCGGCGGUUGUCGGCGAUUGUUUGGCGAUGAAAAUAAUUUACGUCAACAUCAUCUGCGGACGCAUUCGAUCCAUACUUACAGGUGAAAUGGUUGAAAAUUGUGCCAAUUCGAUUUGCAGUUCGCACAGAUUUGAGUAUGUCGGCGAUCCAUCGUAGAUGCGCCGGGGACCCACUGGAACAGAUCGCCGAACGUUGCCCACUGACUGGCAACCCUAAAAGAUGAAAUCCAGAACCGAAAACGGAAUCCAGAAUCCGGAAACAAGAAUCCGGAACCCGAAAUCUGGAAGCCGGAAUCCAGAUAUUAUGGGUGACAAUAAAAAUAAUUCACUUUAGAAAUGUCUAAUAAAUAAAUAUAAGGAAAAAUUGUUUUGUUGUUAUUUAUUUUCUAGCUUUCCUUGCUUUGCUUCAACCACGAACCCUAGUCCUAACCCUAAGUGACGAAUUCAUUAAAUAAAUAAAUAAAUAAAUAAAUAAUUAAAAUAAAUAAAUAAAUAAAUAAACUGUAAUUGUUUCGAACAACCCCUUGCUGUACAUCUGGUUCAGGUUGUUCGUAGGCCGGAUAACGCUAUCCAGCGGAUAAGUGUAACAAAACAAACCACGCUAUCCACUAGAUUGUGAUUUAUCCGGUAGAUAGCGCUAUCCACCUUUGGAACAACCGGGGCCUUGCCCGGGUUGUUCGAAAGGUGGAUAAAGCUAUCCAUUGGGUAACUCACUAUCCAAUCAGGUUUAGUGAUUUUUUGGGUGGAUACCCAUAGCUUGCAAGCAGGUUCUAGUGUCUGGGUUUCCCACUCAGGCGCUGCAUGCUUUCCUGCUUAUUGCUUUGGCAUGUGAGCGAGUUUCUUCUCGCAGCUUCGCCGCUCGCGCCGCCGGCCCAAACACGAGAGCUUGCUCGCAGGCUAAGUUACCCACCUUUUGUUCAACCUGGCCCUGGUGAGAGCGCAGUUCUUGUCUAGAUCAAAUUUCUCUGAGAAGACUGAUGAGUAGCACAACAGCAACAAGCUAUUUCGGUUAGUUUCUGGCAAUCUUUUAGCACCUUUAAGAAAGAGGUGGUCUGACCCGUUCGCAAGCGAGAAGCUGACGGGAGUAAGUGUGCAACAUUUCAAUAAGUUGUUUUAAUAUGAUGGCCGACAAGAAUAUGCAGUGGUGAUAUGCAACAGUAUCAGAGUGGAAAUAGCGUUUAUGUGGAAUUAGUCUCGUAUCUGUUGAGAAAAACAAAUUUAUUUAGAUGAGCCAGGUCAGCCUUUGGACAUCCAAAGUGGGUUGCGUGGACGGUUGCGUGACCGUCGAUGUACAGGGGGCUGCCACACCCUGUUCUCUAUGACGUUUUCUGUCUUGGUCAGUAUCUACUAGAGAUAAAAGGCCAAAUUUAUACCUCCGGUAAACUGCAGGUCACUUAUUAAACAAAAAAGCAAUUACCUGCAAGGUUAUUUUAAGAGGAACUGGGUCGAGCAUGGCGAGAGCGUAGGCGUGUUCUUGCUAGCUCCGUUAGAAAAGUUUUGUAUAUGGCCUUAGUUACAUGGCACAGAAGGUAGAAAAGUUUAAACGAAAGACCCAUAUAGAAAGAACUGGACCGGCUUGGAGAAGUGAGUCAAUAUCGUCUGAAGAAGAUUCCCUUUCCCCGCUGGAAAAGAAAAUCAAAUCAAAAGACCACAUGGAGUCGGAGUCGGGAAGCGAAACCGAUGAUGUUGUCGCGACGCUUGAGGUGGUUAAAAAAGUAAUGCCUGAGAUUGAAUUAGUUUUAGAGAAACUUGAUAAGAUGGAAAAGAAACUGGACAAUCUCGAAAGCUACGUGAAAGUUGUCGACCUAAAGGUUAAUCGACUGCAAGAGAAGGUCGAACGCUUUGAAUCGUUUAGCAAAGACGCUGCAUCAUCAUUAAAGGUGUGCACCACAGAGGAGAACGCCACAGUGGUAUUAGUUGGAUUUAUGCAGAAUGAGCUGGAUAUCAGUGAGGCGGAUACCAUUGAGUUUCAAAGAAUUCAUCGCAUCGGGAGGGUCAAACCCUCACAAGAUAAGCCAAGACCGAUCAUCGCUCGGUUUCUGCGAUAUUCUGAUAGAGAGUUGGUAAUGUCAAGGGUAAAGAAGCUGAAAGGAAAGGGUUUUGGAAUAUCGGCAGACCUACAAAAAGAAAUCGUAAACCGCAGAAAGGAAUUGAUGCCAAAGUUUAAGAAAGCAAAAGAAGAUGGGCGAUCAGCGUUCUUUAAGAGUUCAGAGCCGGAUAAACUGUACGUUGAGGGAACCCGAGUUUAUUAAUUUCACCAAGCUUAAAAAUAUUUAGUUUUUUUCUUUUCUUUUCUCUUCACGAACAUGUAACGGCAUACAUUAUUUUUCGUUUUAUUUGCUAAAACGGAGCUGCAUGUUUGGAUUCUAAAAUUAACAUCAUACAUGCAAGAUUCAGUUCAUUAGUAGCACAAUUAACAGCCUUCAUCGCUGGCUACUGUUUUUUUGAAUGUCUUAUUGUUGUUGUAAGUGUUAUAGUUGUAAAAUAGUCUUUUUGUAUUUUUUUCAAUGUUAUUUAGAUUGUGUUUUUUCCAUAUUUUGUACACGUAACAUACAAAUUAUUUUUUAAGUUUUCUGGCUGAAAGUUUUGGCAAUUUCUUAAUUAUGAUCAGGAGCCUUUUUCUAACGAUUUACGAAAUUAAUAAUGUUCACAAAACUUAAUCUAAAUUUUGGAUUUUUAUCGUUAAAUGUUCAAGGGAUCAGGCCAUUUGA